GACAGACCACAAGUCCCAUCCUGUUGUAUCUCUAAAGGAGGAAUAUGAAGUGAAGACGGCCCAGCUGGGGAAGAUGGAUGCUGAAGUUCCGCAGAUGAUCCAGGAGAGAAAAGAAAAGAUUAAAGAGAUCAAAGACACAGUGGAACUGAGCAACAAAGACGCAGAAACAGAGAUAGCCGAUGGUGGACAUGUGUUCACUGCUCUGAUAGGCUGCGUUGAAAAGUGCCGGGAUGAAUUCAACCAAACGGUGAAAGAGAAACUGAAAUCCACAGAGAAACAAGCUGAUGACCUCAUCAAACAGCUGGAGCAGGAAAUAGAAGAUCUAACCAAUAGAAGCUCAGAGGUGAAGCGGCUCUCACACACUGAAGACCACCUCCACUUCCUCCAGGCCUUCAGAUCCCUGAAGGAUCCUCCACCCACCAGGGACUGGACCACGGUGGAGGUCCUUCCUCCGUCAUACGUAGGGACCUUGAGGAGAUCCCUGGAUCAGCUGGAGGAGACACUGAACAUGGAGAUGAAGAAGCUGAGUGAUGCUGAACUGAAGAGGGUCCAGCAGUAUGAAGUAGAUGUGACUCUGGAUCCUGAUACAGCUUAUCCCAGGCUCACCCUCUCUGAGGAUGGGAAACAAGCAAAAAUUGGAAGUGCGGCGAAGGAACUCCCAGACAACCCUAAGAGAUUUACUGAAUAUACAUAUGUUCUUACGAGGCAGAGCUUCUCCUCAGGGAGAUUUUACUUUGAGGUCCAGGUUAAAGACAACAAUAACUGGUGUUUAGGAGUGGCCAGAGAGUCCAUCAACAGAAAAGGCAAGAUCACAGUGAAACCUGUGAAGUCUUACUGGAUUCUUUACUACAACUAUAAAGGGUUGUUUGUUAACCCUUCAGUCCGUCUCCCUCUGAGAGCUAAGCUCCAGAAGGUGGGGGUGUUUGUUGAUUAUGAUGAGGGUCUGGUCUCCUUCUAUGAUGUUAAAGCCAGGGUUCAUAUCUACUCUGCUACUGGCUGCAGCUUUACUGAGCCUCUCUAUCCAUUCCUCGGUGGCCACUCUGCCUCCCUGAUCAUCUCACCUGUCAAUCAAACAGACUAGGACCUUUGUUUGAUAAUCAAAUGAUCAGACGACUCAAACAACUAAUGUUGUUUCAUGAUUUAGAAUCUCUACUAUGUGAGAUCUGAGAGAACUGCAUUAAUGUCGUACUGUUGUCAUUUAACGAGGAUAAGUUCUUAAAGAAUCUAACCCCAGUUGUUGAAUGUAACCAAUUAUAAAGGGUUAGAUUACACUCUAUCUUCUGUUUUCCCCAGAUUUUUUUUAUAUGUUUAAGGCUAUUGUUAACAGUUGCAGUUAUGUAUAACAUUUUAAUGGGAUUAAUUGUAUAAAUAAAAACUGUAGUUUAUUAACUUUUC
Molecule: messenger RNA, 1395 nt
Organism: Gadus morhua (Atlantic cod)
Lineage: Eukaryota; Metazoa; Chordata; Actinopteri; Gadiformes; Gadidae
Product: zinc finger protein RFP
Exons: 2
Coding region: 74-1081 (335 amino acids)
Molecular function (GO): protein binding
Source: RefSeq, a predicted model, not a curated record